ACCAGGAAGUUUGCGGUUCAUUUCUGUUGAAUCUACCAGAAGUACGUCUCGUCGUUUAACUUAUUUCCAUCGAAGAAAUGAUUGAUUUAUUCUGUGAUUUAUUGUAACGGUCGAUACAAGAUAACAGGCAAUGAAAGAUAGAAAACUACCAGAAAACUCUACUCCAGAUUGAACUAAGUGAGGCAGCUAGCCAAUACAACACUUGAUGUCCAUAAUGGCUCAAAACAAUUACAAUGAGAUACCUGCUGAAAUUAUCAAUGCAAUCUUUGAAAUGUCAAAAGGCUCAAGCAUGCUUUUGAUCGGGAAACUGAAUCGACCAUGUUUCAGAACGUUUGUUCUUUCAAAAGAUCUGGUUUAUCUUCAUUGGCAGGCUCCAAGAGAAAAAUCAAGUGUUCUUAUAUCACAAAUCACACAAGUUCUUGAUGGAAAAACGACAACCUUUUUUAAAACUAGUGAAAUUCCUGAAGAUUUCAAGGUCUUAUCAAUAUCCGUGUUGUAUUCAACGGAUCAAGGAGAAGAAAGUCUUAAUUUUAUAUGUGAAGGCAAGAAAGAUUAUGACACAUGGCUCACUGGUUUGAAAGCCUUAGCGAACGGUAUCGAAGAUAAAGAACUUCUGCAAGAACUAAUCACUGGUGACGAGGAUAACGACACAUCUGUUCAUGGAAUCGUUUCCAAGUUGAAUGGAAACUCCAGCAUGCCCAGAAACCGUACAACCGGCAAUGGAACUGGUGGACAUUCAACAACGUCUGUUCGUUAUAACGCGGAGUUGUGUGAUUUGUAUACAUGGGGUGAUGGCACAAGAAGCAAACUGGGACAUGGGGAAGAAAUAGAGGAACAUAGACCAAGGAUGGUGAAUGCUUUAUCGAGAUUAAAUAUGAAACUAGUAUCUUGUGGUGCCAACCAUAUGCUCUGUGUUACUGAUUCUGGCGAGACACUUUCUUGGGGGUCUGGAUCUAAAGGUCAACUUGGUCAAGGUCAUUUGCGUGAUAGAUUCACACCAUUACGGGUAGAGGCAUUACAACAGCAGAAUGUUGUACAGAUAUCAUGUAAUCAGUAUCAUUCUGCUGCUGUUACUGACGAAGGAAAAUUAUAUACCUGGGGUUAUGGCAGUAUCAAGCUUGGAUAUGAGACAGGAAAUGAAAAACAAUUAACUCCAAAAGUUGUUCAAAGCCUUGGAUCACAUAGAGUGGUUCACGCGUCCUGUGGAAAAGAUUUUACAAUGGCUUGCACGAGUGAUGGACAGUUAUUUGCAUUUGGCAACAAUAAAUUUUAUCAACUUGGUCUUGGUGAUAGUUUACCUCGUCGCGAGCCCACUUUGGUUGAAUUUGAGAAUAUCAAUGAUGAAAGUAUGGUAAAAGUGGAGUGUGGAGAUUACCACACCGCUGUCAUGUCUGACUGGGGUAACGUUUGGAUGUGGGGAGCAAACGAAUACGGUCAGCUUGGUACAGGAGAUGAUUUUGCGAUGUUCAGCAAACCUUGUAAGCUCCAGAUUUCAGAGGACAACAGUUCAAUUACUCUUAUUACUAAUAUCAGUUGUGGCAGUCGCCAUUCAGCUCUCGUCACAUUUGAUGGUUUGUUGUACUGUUUUGGAGACAACACUUUUAACCAGCUGGGAAAGAAAAACACAACGGAUGGUCCAGCGAAAUGUAAUAAGCCAGAAAGAAUAAAACUUCCACUUGGAGUAAGAAUCAAGCGAGUGUCUUGUGGAGCAUAUCACUCUGCUGCCGUGUCAGAAGAAGGCGAGAUAUUCACUUGGGGCAAUGGCUCUGAUGGUAAACUUGGACAUGGCGAUCUAUCACCGAGGUUUCAACCAACGCAAAUAUUGGAAUGUUUUGAAGGAAAGCGCGUGACGUCAGUUUCGUGUGGUUUCGCCCACAGUGCGUGUACAGCGGCAAUACGCUCUGAAAGAAGUUUGGUUAAAAAAUGUAUGGCUUGUUUGAAGAAGUUCUCGAUCAUUCAGAACCGUUGCCGUUGUCAUCGUUGUAAUGGGACAUUUUGUUCAUCAUGUGCGCCCAGAAGACCUGUUCGUUUGUGUGAUAAAUGCUUUAAGAUAAUGGCAGACCAAAACCCUUAACAAAUUAGACGUGUUUCAUAGGGAAUAUUGAAACAUAUAUAUUGAAAUUUGAAAAAAAUAUUUUAAAGUUCAUGUAAUCAACUCCAUGAUUUGGAAUUGUCUCUAAUGUGACCAGACAGUUGAAUAAACCUAUAAUUGCCAUUUCAA
Messenger RNA from Dendronephthya gigantea, 2221 nucleotides. Its product is annotated as ultraviolet-B receptor UVR8-like. The transcript is spliced from 19 exons. The record is from RefSeq and is a predicted model, not a curated record. NCBI's taxonomy places the organism in Eukaryota, Metazoa, Cnidaria, Anthozoa, Malacalcyonacea, Nephtheidae. Bases 206 to 2074 code for a protein of 622 amino acids. Gene Ontology annotation, molecular function: metal ion binding.